GACCCACAUAUAUAAGAAACAGCUGACCUUCGCUGGUCCUUUAGCACCAGGCGACAGGGACCGGAACUUUCUGAAGAGCGGUGUUGCAGAAGGAUGGGGAUAUACUGUGAGCAGGGGCCAGCUCUACUUGAACAACCAAAGGAUGUCACACUUAAGAAGCAGAAACAAAGGCUCAAUGGCCUUCGGACAGUGAGAGGUCACCAUGGCUCCCUGCACCAGCGACCUGGCCAGUUCAAAGAGCAGCUCCCUGGCACAAUAUUUAUAGUUGGUGGCUGGACCCCAAAGGACCCCUCAUGCCCGGUCGAGCGAUUCUGCCCACUAUAUAAUGAGUGGAGGCUGAUGGCUCCCAUGCCUGGUCGCCGUGGAGACGUGGCCGUCUGUGCCCUGGCUGGGAUGAUCUACACUGUAGGCGGGCGUGAUGAUGUCACCUGUGUGAGCAACGUGGAAAAGUAUGACCCCGUAACGAACGAGUGGAGCAGUGAGGCAUCCCUGAGCAGCCCCCGUAGUGGUGUGUGUGUGCUGGAGAUGGAUGGGUACAUGUAUGCCCUGGGGGGAUAUGAUGGCACUGCCUGCACCAACACUGUGGAAAGGUUUGCUCCAGAGCUAAAGAGCUGGACUAAACUGUCCCCCAUGAGGCAGUCUCGGACAGGAGCCGCCGCUGCGAUGCUGGACGGUUACCUGUAUGUGAUGGGCGGCACAGAUGGAGACACACCACUCAGCUCAGUGGAACGCUUUAACCCACUGGACGGGAUGUGGCAGGCUUGUGCCCCCAUGGGGACCCCCAGAGAGCGGCCAGGCUGUGCUGUAUACCUGGGCUGCCUGUACGUGGCAGGGGGUCGGGAUGAGCUUUUACUGGAGCUCAGCACUGUGGAGAAGUUUGACCCCUACACCCUCCACUGGACACCCGUCCCACGCAUGAGGAACAAGCGUCACCAAGUGUCACUGCUGGUAUUUGGUGAAAGGCUGCUGGCUGUAGGAGGCUGUGAUGGCACAUCCAAUCUCCGAACCAUCGAGACUUAUAAUCCUGACACUAAUACUUGGAGACACUUUGGAAGCAUGAAGGCUUCACAUCCAGGAGGACAGGGUGUUUUGGUGAAAACCUAUCAAAAUGACUUUUUACACCUUUAAAUAUACCUGCCAGUCUAUUUUUUGAUGAUCAGUCUAUAUUUCUCAAUGUCUUAGAGCUGCUCAGUACAUUAUUCCUAAAUUGUGCCUGUGAAAUUGGCCUAUACUGUCAACUUAAAUUAGUGAACUUUACCUAAAAUAAUUACACAAAUAUAUUUCCUCAUAAAAAAGUUUCUUAACUCUGUUUCAAGCUUAAAUAACUUUAUAUCUGAGUUAUAGAUACUUUCUUAUUUUUCAGUAAUCCACACUUCCUUAGCAAGUAAGAUUAACAGCCCAAUAAUAGUAAAUAGCUGGCAGUAACCUCUAAUUUAAUUGUGCUAUGAUGCAAAUAUUUAUUUGUGUGCGAUGCAUUGGUACCGUCUGUAAAACAGCUUCAUUAUUUUAAAGGCACUGUUUCAUAAAUGAAUGAACAAAUGGCUGAAAAUCUAACGGUUGCAUAUUGUCUUAUUUAUUUCUAAAUACAGUCAUAAAAAUACAGAUAAGACAAAUGUUAUUCAUUUCUGAAGACUUAAAUGGGUUCAAUUAUCUUUGCCAUUCUGUUCUGUAACUGCUUGGGGCCAGUAUUCACCAACUGUUAGCGUUAGCAUUUCUGCUACAAGCUGAACUGGGAAACCUGGACACAAAACACCAUCAUGAUGAGACUAGCAAAACCAUGCAAAAUGCAUCCAAACUUACAUUUCAGUAAACACUACUGAGCAAAAGUUUGGCUCGACAUUGAUCAUUUGUGUUGUUUUCUACACGAUGACUUAUCCAGUGUUGAUGUAAAUUUUAAAAACUUAAAAAAAGAUUUUUAGAUGUUUUAUUCAAAAUUUUGAGGAUUUUAAGAUAUUAUUUACAGUAUGUUUCAUUGUUGUCUAGUUGUCAUGAUUUGAUCACCAUGUUUGAAAUAUGAGGUACUGUGGGCAUUAAAGGGGAGGUCCACUGAUUUUUCAAAAUGUCUAUAUAAUUAAAUGGUUAAGAUGUAAACAGUCCUUCAGAGUGAUUUGAUUUAAAAUGCUCUUUUCUAGAGAAACUUACAGAGUCAGAAUUGUUUACAGUGGUAGUUAUAGGAACCAGAAGUCUGAAGUUUUUACUGUCUGUAAAAGAUCCUUCAAAGAAAGUCAUUACAUGAAAUGAGAACUAUGUUGAAAGACAUUAUUUUAUGAAAGUUUUGAGGUACAAUUGUGGGCUAAUUUCUUUUUAAUACAUUAAUGACAAAAAGGUGCAGGGCAUUGCAAUGCAUAUUACAUAUAAAACACAGAAGCUGUGUAGGAUCACUGGUCAUUUUGGAUAGUAAUAAAAUGGCUAUAUUUGUG
This is a messenger RNA of Colossoma macropomum (tambaqui), 2420 nucleotides long. Its product is annotated as kelch-like protein 20. The record is from RefSeq and is a predicted model, not a curated record. Bases 94 to 1128 code for a protein of 344 amino acids. Gene Ontology annotation, molecular function: protein binding. The transcript is spliced from 8 exons. NCBI's taxonomy places the organism in Eukaryota, Metazoa, Chordata, Actinopteri, Characiformes, Serrasalmidae.